UAUUAGGCAAUUAGAUCCAGCAUGGGAUCAAGUCCUCGUGGAGUGAAGCUACACAGUGAGAUCCAAGUCAUUGCGUUGUUAUCGGAUUUGGAUGAUUUUUUCUUUUUUAUUGAACACAUCCGAACAUCUACUGGGACCAGUUUUUUCUUGACUAAUCGUUCUUCAAAAUUGCACUGCACCGGAUCAUAAAUGGUUCUUAUAGACGACGGCGUGGUAUGAGCAACAUGGACGGACCUCUUCCAUGAGCUCUGGUUGCCAACAAUGGCCGAGAUUCUCUGGGCCAGUCUGGUUACUCCGAACAUUUAGACGGAUCACAAAUGGUUCUUAUGGACGGCGGCUUGGUAUGAGCAACAUGGAUGGGCCUCUUCCAUGAGCUCUGGUUGCCAACAAUGGCUGAGAUGCUCUGGGCCAGUCUCGUUACUGCGAGCAUUUAGACGGAUCACAAAUGGUUCUUAUAGACGGCGGCUUGGUAUGAGCAACAUGGACGGGCCUCUUCCAUGAGCUCUGGUUGCCAACAAUGGCUGAGAUGCUCUGGGCCAGUCUGGUUACUGCGAGCAUGUAGACGCCACUCUGGUGUGUUUUCGAGUUCACUUGCAGCUUCGUCAUCUUCAAGCUCAUCCGCAGACUCCCCACUUGCCGAAACUUCUCAGGAACGGAUUUUUGGCUUCUUCAGCGGAACAAACGCCUCCCCAAAAUGCACGUCCAUGAGUCAGGCCCUUCAGAUUCACGCGCAGGUAAUAAAACGGGAAAUGGAGCACGACCCUCUAGCUGUGCGAGGGGUCCUGCUCUUCUCUUCCGUCUCUCCGUACGGAAGCCUGAGCUAUGCCCGCUCCGUUUUCGACCGGAUUCCUGAACCCGACGUGUUCGCCUGGAACACCAUGAUUCGCGGCUACGUGAAUGGCGACUUCCCGUCGGACGCCCUUUCGCUUUUCUCCUCCAUGCGCCGGUGCGUCUCGAUCGACCACUACACCUUUCCUUUCGUUAUCAAGGCGUGCGCUCGCCUGCUUCUUGUCCAGAAGGGCCAGGAGGUUCAUGGAUUGAGCUUGAAGCUUGGGUUGAGCUCGGAUGUCUUUGUGCAGAACACCCUCAUUCAUUUUUACGGUAGCUGCGGCGAGGUGGAGAUCGCGCGCCAAGUGUUCAACGAAAUGCCUCACAGGGAUGUGGUUUCUUGGUCGGCCGUCAUAGGCUGUUUCGUGAAUAAUGGCCUCUCGGAUGAAGCGCUUGAGCUGUUCCAGAGGAUGCAGGUGCAGGGCGUGAUGCCGGACGAGGUGACGAUGUUGAGCGUGAUCGCAGCCUGCGCGAGCUUGGGGGCGCUGGAAUUGGGGAAAUGGGUUCACUGCAUGCUGGUGAGGAAUGGGUUCGAGAUGAAUGUUUCCUUGGGGACAGCGUUGAUGGACAUGUACUCGAGAUGUGGGUUCGUUGAAGGGGCGGUCCAAGUGUUUGUUGAAAUGCCUAUGAGAAACGUCCUCACCUGGACCGCUCUGAUCAUGGGGUUGGCUAUUCAUGGCCACAGUCUUCAUGCGUUAGAUGCUUUUUCGAGAAUGAAGGAAGCUGGCGUUGGGCCGGAUGACGUAAGCUAUGUUGGUGCAUUGUCUGCGUGCAGUCAUGGAGGCCUUGUUCAGCGAGGGUGGGAGCUCUUCAACAGCAUCAAGGAGCCGACGGUCGAGCAUUACGGGUGUAUGGUUGAUCUUCUUGGACGAGCAGGCCUUCUUGACGAAGCAUAUAGAUUUAUUGAUCGGAUGCCAAUCAAGCCCAGCGCGAUCAUGUGGAGAACUCUUCUCGGAGCUUGCGCGAAUCACGGAAAUGUUUUGCUCGGUGAGGCCGUGUGCCGGAAAAUCGGAGAGCUUGAUCCGGACCAUGAUGGCGACUACGUGCUGCUAUCAAAUAUAUAUGGUGCCAUGGGACGCUGGAAUGAGAAGGCAGGCGUGCGCAGCUUGAUGAAGCAGAGGGGAAUUGGGAAGGAGCCGGGACGCAGCCUUAUUGAGAUCGGAUCUGCGGUUCACGAAUUCGUCGCCGGAGACACCAGCCAUCCCCAGUAUGAGGAGAUCAGUAAGAUGCUUGCAGUGAUGAUUGAACGCCUGAAAGCAACUGGGCAUUCGCCAAAAACAUCAGAUGUGCUAUUUGAUAUUGAAGAAGAAGAAAAGGAAACAAUUAUUGCAUACCACAGUGAGAAACUAGCAGUGGCCUUUGGAUUGCUGGCCACAGAAGAAGGCGCAACCAUAAGAGUUGCGAAGAACAUUCGGAUCUGCCGCGACUGCCAUUCUGUAAUGAAGCAUGUCUCGGAGAUAUUCGAGCGGGAAAUCAUCAUCAGGGAUCGUAACAGGUUCCACCAUUUCAGAAAAGGGUCGUGUUCUUGUGGAGACUAUUGGUGAAUGAAAGAUGUCGCGGUGAUUGUGUUUAGGAUCAGCAGCCGCAGCGAAUUCCUCUGUUGUUCGUGCCAUGGCUGAAUCUGGCAUGACCAACAUGGGCAGCAUGAUCAAUUGACGCGAAAACGUGGUGGAUGAAUUGGUCGAAAGCAGAGGCAGGUGGAAGCGGGACACCAUGGUCAAAAUUGUUCUUUGUUUAAUGGUGAGAAUUGUGGGUUUUCACUGGGAAGGAGCUCCAAUUCUGCAGGUCGUUCCGUUGAGCAGGGAGUGGCAGUGUUGCAGAAUUUAUCAUAGGAAAAGUGAAGGUCAUUUGGGCAGAGGAUAAGUACUUUUUGUCACAAAUUUGUACUGUAAAAUAUAUACAUGGUGCAUUUUUUACGAAAUAA
This is a messenger RNA of Nymphaea colorata (pocket water lily), 2752 nucleotides long. Its product is annotated as pentatricopeptide repeat-containing protein At4g21065. NCBI's taxonomy places the organism in Eukaryota, Viridiplantae, Streptophyta, Magnoliopsida, Nymphaeales, Nymphaeaceae. Bases 498 to 2372 code for a protein of 624 amino acids. The record is from RefSeq and is a predicted model, not a curated record. The transcript has a single exon. Gene Ontology annotation, biological process: RNA modification. Gene Ontology annotation, molecular function: RNA binding; zinc ion binding; protein binding.